AUCGGCAUUUAUAAUUCCACCCCCACCCCCACCCAAAUCCAAAUCCAAAUCGUCCUGCGAAAAUAUCUAAAUAUGUUCCUUGUCCGUUGGCAUGCCACACAAAUGUUAAUUCGAUUAAAAUAUAGACAACAUGAAGAAAUCACAAUUUCAAAUUCUGCCUGUGUCACGUCUGCCUCAUCACCCAGAAGAUUUUCCUCUGUAUCAUUGUAAUCUGUGUGUAUCGUCAAGAUCGUCAUCAUGAGUGAAGAAGGAGCAGCAGCAGGGGGUGCGGCAGGUGAGGGUGGUGCAGGGGAUGUUGAAGAGUUCGUGUUGGAGACAGCCCCUUUCGACCCUCGUUUUCCGAACCAGAAUCAGACCAAGCACUGCUACACGAGCUUUUUGGACCACAAACGAUGCGUCAAAGCUAGAGGAGAGGAAUUUGCUGCGUGCGACUACUUCCGACGCGUGUACACAUCCCUCUGUCCAAACGCGUGGGUGGCCAAAUGGGAGGAGCAAAUCCAGGCGGGGACCUUUCCAGGAAAUAUUUAGUAAAAUUUGAUCUGUACAAAUUUCGAUAAUCAUCAUGUCAUUCAAAAUUGUACCGUCUCUUUAAUCUGGCUUUACAUACUUGUUAAACAAAAUAAGAAUAUGAGCAUUUGUUAUGAUUGAGUAGUAGAAGGGAAGCAUA
Messenger RNA from Folsomia candida, 667 nucleotides. RefSeq names its product cytochrome c oxidase subunit 6B2. Bases 238 to 528 code for a protein of 96 amino acids. Gene Ontology annotation, cellular component: respiratory chain complex IV; mitochondrion. The transcript has 3 exons. Lineage: Eukaryota; Metazoa; Arthropoda; Collembola; Entomobryomorpha; Isotomidae. The record is from RefSeq and is a predicted model, not a curated record.